Molecule: messenger RNA, 1668 nt
Organism: Saccharomycodes ludwigii
Lineage: Eukaryota; Fungi; Ascomycota; Saccharomycetes; Saccharomycodales; Saccharomycodaceae
Product: NRAMP family metal ion transporter
Exons: 1
Coding region: 1-1668 (555 amino acids)
Biological process (GO): iron ion transport; intracellular manganese ion homeostasis
Cellular component (GO): plasma membrane
Molecular function (GO): manganese ion transmembrane transporter activity; cadmium ion transmembrane transporter activity
Source: RefSeq, a predicted model, not a curated record
AUGAUAUUCCAAUCUUCGGCAUCAAAUCCCCAGCCACCAAAGUUAGAUACUUUAUGGGGAAAACUUAAGAAUAAUGUUUCUACUAAGACAACAGAGGUAUCUGCUGAUGGAAACCUUGGAAGCAGCAACGGUAAUAACAGCGGUGUCCAGCCUAGUAACGACAAUCAUUUCAAUGGUCGCCCUGGUUUUUUUACAAGAGCAAAAUUAAUUGUAAUGAAGUAUGCCAAAUUCAUUGGCCCAGGGUUAAUGGUUAGUGUUGCAUAUAUGGAUCCAGGUAAUUACUCCACUGCUAUUUCAGCUGGUGCUACCAAUCAAUUCUCAUUGUUAUUUGUUAUUCUAUUAUCGUUAGCCUUUGCUUGUCUUUUGCAGUCGCUAUGUAUUAAAUUAGGUUCUGUAACGGGACUAGACUUGAGUAGAGCCUGCAAACAAUUUCUACCAAACUGGUUAAAUAUCUUACUGUAUUUUUUUGCUGAAUGUGCAAUUAUUGCGACUGAUGUGGCAGAAGUUAUUGGUACAGCCAUAUCUUUAAAUAUUUUAAUGCAUAUUCCAUUACCUGCUGGUGUUAUAAUUACAAUCAUUGAUGUACUAUUUGUCUUAAUGGCCUAUAAACCAGGGAGUGGUAUGAGAUUUGUUAGACUAUUUGAGUACGUGGUUGCUGUUUUGGUAUUUGGUGUUUGUAUUUGUUUGUGUAUUGAAUUAGCUUUUCUUCCAAAAAAUAAUAAUGCUUACACUGUGGCAAAAAUAUUACGUGGUUAUGUUCCAUCUCAUCAAAUGAUAGAAAAUAAUGGUAUUGUUCAAGCAGUUGGUAUUUUAGGUGCUACAGUUAUGCCACACUCCUUAUUUUUGGGUUCUGCAUUGGUUCAACCUAGGCUACUAGAAUACGAUGUGCAAAAAGGAAAUUAUUCAAUGCCAAAUGAAGGGAACGAUGGCGAAAAAAAGGUUGAUAAAGAUGUUGUUGAAUCAGAAGCUUAUUUUAAUUAUAGGCCAACAAAAAAGGCAAUACAGUAUGCUUUGAAAUAUUCCAUUGUAGAAUUAGUGGUAACACUUUGUACCUUUGCUCUUUUUAUCAACAGUGCUAUAUUGGUUAUAUCCGGUGCUAUACUAUAUGGCAGUCCCUCUGCUGCAGAUGCAGACUUGUACACUAUUUAUGAUUUAUUAACUACUUCGUUAGCACCUGCUGCAGGUAAGAUUUUAAUGGUGGCCCUUUUAUUCAGUGGGCAAUCUGCGGGGAUUGUUUGCACCAUGGCUGGUCAAAUUGUUAGUGAAGGACAUUUGAAUUGGAAAAUCAAGCCUUGGAAAAGAAGAAUAGUAACACGUUCAAUUGCUAUUAUUCCAUGCUUAGUAGUUUCUUUGUGUAUUGGUAAGGAUGCCUUAAACAAAGCCUUGAAUGCAUCGCAAGUGGUUUUAUCUAUUUUGCUACCCUUUUUAAGUGCACCUCUAAUUUUUUUUACUUGCAAAAAAUCUAUAAUGAGAGUUAAAGUACCAUCCGAAAACACAUCAACAAAUAUGUCACUAGAAGGUGGUGAUGAACUAGACGAAGGUGAAUAUUGGGAUAUGUCUAAUAAUUGGCUAACUACUAUCUGUUCUUUUGUGGUGUGGAUAUUUAUUUCGUUUUUAAAUAUUUAUAUGAUUGUUCAGCUAGGUAUUAGUCAUGGUGAUAUUUCCUGA